AUGUUGGUAGUGGGAGACCACGACUUCAAAAUCCCCAGCCGUCACACACAAGGGCGGAUAUGUCACUGGAGCCAGUCCACUGAUUAUCAUCAGGAUAGGACCUCGGCUAAUCGACUUGGGGCGCCGACGCCGCUCAAGCGGUACAAAGGCGUAGGAAGAAGAAGAAGGAGCAGACAUUCUAUAACCUGUAAUCUUAAUUUUGUCUUUUUUCUAGGUGAUCGUAAUCGACAUAAGUUUGAAAGCUUUUUGAUGGAUUUUAUUCAGUCAAAAAAUAUCGAAUAAAAAUGCUCACAGCCCAGUAUACCCAUGAAAAAGGAAAAACAAGUUACUCGCCGGAAAAAUAAUUAAAAAACUUAAAAAAGCUUUUAUCUUGAAGAUCUUCUCGAAGAAAAAGAAAGUAUCAGCUCGGACAGCCAUCUAGGUCGUUGGCGGAAGGCGACACGCCUGAGCGAGCAGCGGAUCUUCGGCACGCGGUCCUUCUGAUGCUUAUCGUCUAA
Messenger RNA from Caenorhabditis auriculariae, 497 nucleotides. The record is from the annotation of a GenBank genome assembly. Lineage: Eukaryota; Metazoa; Nematoda; Chromadorea; Rhabditida; Rhabditidae.